AUGCAGGAAGAUGAGCCGUCGCUCAACAUCCCCUCUCUCUUGACCUUAGCUGUCGUCUCAUUCUUUGUCAUCCGAUGGUUUUUUACCCGUGACGAGGGCUCCUCGUCCGGGGGAAGUCGGCCUCGGCGAGGGAAUGUUGUCGAUCCUGCGCAGGUGGAACAGAUCUCCCAAAUGUUCCCUCAGUUGAGCAAUCGCGAAAUCAUGUGGGAUCUCCAGCGCAAUGGUGGCAGUGUCGCCGCGACCACAGAGCGUAUAUUAACAGGCCGUGGACUCGAAACGCCACCACCCUCAUUUCAACCACAAGUGGUAUUACCGCCUCGCAAUACCACGGCUCUCCCACGAUCCACAACGCCCGCGUCCAAGACUGAUGGACAAGACCUGAUAUCCCGCUAUAACCUCAGUGCGAGGGCUGCAGAGGAGGCACCGGAGGCCGAAACGCCGUCAAAAAGCUCGUGGUCGCAGAAUAAAGAAGAACGCCAACGAUUGCUUCAGAAGCGCCGCGAUGAAAUGAUCCUAGCUGCACGUCGGAAGAUGAUGCAGAAGAAGCAGGGCGCCUCGGAAUAA
Molecule: messenger RNA, 564 nt
Organism: Penicillium chermesinum
Lineage: Eukaryota; Fungi; Ascomycota; Eurotiomycetes; Eurotiales; Aspergillaceae
Product: CUE domain-containing protein
Exons: 2
Coding region: 1-564 (187 amino acids)
Molecular function (GO): ubiquitin binding
Source: RefSeq, a predicted model, not a curated record